ACCCCUCAGAGGGAGGUGCUCCGGCUGUGGGUGUUCUUCAGGAGGAUGGUUGGGUUUUAGGUGUCCAGGUCCCUCGGGUUUUAUAUCUGUUGUUUGAGGGGAAUGAGACCUCGUGUAGUGUUAGUUCUUCUGCUGGGCUCAGAUAGACUUGCUUCAGAGUUUGGGCAGCAGGUGUGUGUUUUCAUGACUUAGUUUUCAUGAAACUAAGAGUUUUUAAUAACUUAGGGAGGUAAAACCAGCCAAGGUUCCUCUUCUGGAAGGAUGUCAGUAUCUAAGAACUGCCGAGUUGAGGCACCCAUGGCAGCAGACGCAGGGAAGAGCAGCAGCAGGCUCAAGGCACCUGCGGGACCAGAGCCACCAAAGAACACCAGAGUCAGGGUGCUGUCAGCCCCUAAUGUGCUGAAUCCUAAGGAGUUCAUGCGCAUUGAGGCUUUGCCUGGCUUUGAUCAGAAGGAAGGGAAGGUCUUGGCCAGAAGCAAAACCAUUUACAAGAGCAGUGAACCUCCAAGAGAACAAGUGUUCUGGGAAAACUACCAUAGGAGGCAAAAGCAAUUUGAUAAGGGGCUCUUCACUCCCCUUGGGAAGCCUUAUCUGGAGCUUGGAGAAAUCCUCUACACAGACCCGAAGCAACUCACCCUUUAUGCCUUGGGGCAGCUCACAGAGGAACCAGUGGAAAAAACACCCAAAGAAGUGGCUGAAGUUACUACAGACAAGCGCUCUUCCAAGCCAGAGUCUGAUGCACCGGAAGCAGUGAAGAGGCCCUCCCCGCUCACAGAAACAGGAGAGGAGCUGAGGACUCUUAGUGAAGCUCUAGCUAGCUCAAGGCAUCAUGUCAAUUCUGUGAAGCGAGGUGGAGGCUACUUUCGUAUCCUUCAACAAGAAUCACUGGAGAGGAAGAAUGCACUGGAAGCAUCCCAACAGGCUCAGACCCUGGUAUGGAGAACUGACUUCGAGCCACCCAUGUACUCCCUUGAUGUGGAGGGCCCACAAAAAUUAAAAACCACUUGCUCUCAAGCAGAAGGCAACCACCUUGGGAUGUCAGAGAAGAAAAAAAUGACCUUACAGUCCUUCAUUCCUGCUCAGACCAAUCUCUUGAUUCCAAGCUCCCCUGAAGCAAAAAGUGAACAUCUCUUCCGACAACUGUGUGUCAUACACUGGCUUUUGGAAGCUUUGACUCUUGAAUCCAACAGUUCGAUGCGUCCCAUAUUGACCUGUUGGAAUCCAAAGGAUUGUGGUGGUUGCAAAAAAAGAGUAAAAGAAGAGGAAGAGUUAAAGUUAGCAACAUACAUGUGGGAACACUUUAUUACAAAGAAAAAGAAAUACACCUGGAAAGCAGGAUACAGACUGCUUAGCAGGACGAUAAACAAGAAAGUUACUCCAGGUUUCUCUCAGUUUAGCAGUCAGUCAUCUCCCCGUGGUCAAACCCCUCAAGGCAGUGACCCUUCCACUGUACAUUGCUCUGAAGACAACAUCAAGAUUAAUGAUGUGAGUGAGCCAGCACAAGCUAAAGAACGACAACCUCGUUUCCUCUCCCUACAGAAAUCAGUCCAGAUAGCACAUGGAGAGAUCUCAAAAGAUGUCUGUAAAGAAAAAGCUAUGGUUAAGAAGACUGGACCACAAUGUUUGCCAACGGUUCAGGACUGCAGCGUAAACAUGCGCAAGGACAGUCAAACACCAGGGAAGCAGAGACCCAGAAAGGAGGGCUGCCAGAUCAGCUCUUUUGUUAAAAGCAAAGCUAACCUGUGUGCUGAUAUGAGGCAGAGGUUCAUAGCAGUCCGUGAAGAAGCAGCUUGCUGUUUACAUGAUAUCCUCGUGAGCCUGGAGAGGAAGCAGGAAGAGCGAUGUUACCGAAAAUACGAGGCUAUGAAACAAUCAAAGAACUUCAGAAAAGAACUGGACAGAAUAAGACAGCUGAGCAUGAGAGUUGAGAGAGAACAUGAUGAAGAUGAACUAAACUGGGCUCCUCUAUUGCUUGCCAGACUCCCAGAGUCUGUGAAGAAUGACCAUUAUAUCCAGAAAAUCUUAAAGAAACUGGAAAAAUACGGCAAGAAUCGUGACUUGAAAAUUGAUCCAGACGCCUUUCUUAAGGUUCUGGAUGAGCUUCGUGUGUGGGAGCUGUGUUCUCCAGAAAUUGCUGCAGCUGCGGAGUUUGUACGUGAGAGUAUCGUGCGGAUGCCAGAAGCAGAUUUCAGCAAGUGGUUUCAGACAAAAGUAGCCCCCCAUAGUGCUAGAAUUCCUUCACCUUCUAAUUCCUCGGCGGAUUAGAAGUCGUCCACCUUCUAAUCAAACAGCCAGAUGAGAUGGUUUUCCAGCUACAACUGUCUUCAACCAGAAAACUACUGCUUAUUGAGAUCUGCCUCGAGGAAGACCAGGGAAGGGGAGGUAACUUUAGGAAGUCCCACUGACCACUCUUGCACAACUGAAAUUUGUCUCUCUACAGUGCUCUCUUGGCUGUAGUCAGGUAGAGAAAAUAAAAGCUAAAUACUGUUACUCCUUCCUGUAUGAUGUCUUGGACACACCAUCAAAUUUCAAUCUCAUCUAACCAUGCAGGAUGAAGACUUGAGUUUCUAAUCACAGGCCAGGCCAUUUCUUCAGAUAUUCCUCCAGCAUCUACUCAGUUGGAAUAUACUGAUUUCCACAUCUAAACAGCAUUGUCUCUGUUUUCA
This is a messenger RNA of Strigops habroptila (Kakapo), 2666 nucleotides long. RefSeq names its product coiled-coil domain containing 60 (gene CCDC60). The transcript is spliced from 14 exons. The coding region runs from base 262 to 2265 and encodes 667 amino acids. Lineage: Eukaryota; Metazoa; Chordata; Aves; Psittaciformes; Psittacidae. The record is from RefSeq and is a predicted model, not a curated record.